GUCAUCCUCCCUCCUCAGCGCCGGGGGUUGGUUGAGAGUCCGCGCGGUGGAGAGCGAACAACAGACUGACAGGCAGCAGCGCGUCAAGGCGAAGAUGGAGCAGCAUACAAGCGCCGUGGACUUCAACAUCUUGUUAGCUACUGACUCCUACAAGGUCACACAUUACAAACAGUACCCACCCAACACCAGCAAGAUGUACUCUUACUUUGAGUGCCGCGAGAAGAAGACAGAUCCUACCAAGCUCAGAAAAGUCAAAUACGACAAAACGGUCUUCUAUGGGCUUCAGUACAUUCUCCACAGAUAUUUAAAAGGACAGGUCGUCACACAAGAGAAGAUUCAGGAAGCAAAAGAGGUGUACCGGGAACACUUUCAGGAUGACGUGUUCAAUGAAAAAGGAUGGAAUUACAUUUUGGAGAAAUACAACGGUCACCUGCCCAUCGAGAUCAAGGCUGUGUCGGAGGGAAGCGUUAUCCCGCGUGGGAAUGUGCUGUUCACUGUAGAAAACACAGAUCCGGAGUGCUACUGGCUCACUAACUGGGUAGAGACUAUCCUGGUUCAGACGUGGUAUCCCAUCACCGUUGCGACAAACUCAAGAGAACAGAAGAAGAUUCUGGCCAAAUAUCUCAUGGAAACGUCAGGAAGCCUGGAAGGACUGGAAUAUAAACUGCACGACUUCGGCUACAGAGGGGUUUCAUCCCAAGAGACGGCUGGUAUUGGUGCAUCUGCACACUUGGUAAACUUCAAAGGAACAGACACCGUGGCCGGGAUCUGUGUAAUCAAGAAGUACUAUGGCACCAAAGACCCGGUUCCUGGUUUCUCAGUACCAGCUGCAGAACACAGCACAAUCACUGCCUGGGGAAAGGACCAUGAGAAGGAUGCUUUUGAACACAUCAUCAAGCAGUUCCCUUCUGUCCCCGUGUCAAUCGUCAGCGACAGCUAUGACAUCUACAACGCCUGUGAGAAGAUCUGGGGUGAGGACCUGAGGGGUCUGAUCGAGAUGAGGAGCGCAGACGCCCCGCUGGUGGUCCGACCGGAUUCAGGAAACCCUCUAGACACAGUGCUAAAGGUUCUAGAAAUUUUAGGAAAGAAAUUUCAUCCAGUUGAGAACUCUAAAGGCUAUAAGGUGCUUCCACCCUACAUCAGAGUCAUUCAGGGUGACGGUGUGGACAUCAAUACUUUACAGGAGAUUGUGGAGGGCAUGAAAGAGCACAGAUGGAGCAUUGAGAACAUCGCGUUUGGCUCAGGAGGAGCUUUACUGCAGAAACUGACCCGAGAUCUGCUCAACUGCUCUUUUAAGUGCAGUUAUGUGGUGACGAACGGACUGGGCGUAAACGUCUUCAAAGACCCUGUUGCAGACCCCAACAAAAGGUCAAAGAAGGGUCGGCUUUCUCUUCACAGGACGCCAAGUGGAGAUUUCGUUACUCUGGAAGAGGGGAAGGGUGAUCUGGAGGAAUACGGAGAGGACUUGCUGCACACUGUGUUCAGGAACGGGAAGAUUGUAAAGACGUACACCUUCGAUGAGGUCAGAGACAAUGCCAAGCUGAAGGAGAGCGAAUUGAAGGAUCUGCUGCUCUGAGUGUGUUUCCCAUCAGCCCUCUCUCCGUCCACACCCACCUGAGAGAACCUGCGUCCCGACAGACGCGAGGACACACAGUUACCCCAACGUUCAGUGUACAGAGCUGUUCUAUGUUUCUGUCUACUGACUCCGCUACGCUUCAGUGUCUCUUUCUAACAGCAGAUGAGAGCAGUUAUCAUGCUAUUUAAAUCAUUUAACUGUGUAUUUGACCAAGUGUGCUAUUGAUCACACGUCUUUGCAGGAAUGGAGACGUUUAUGUGUGCGUAUACCGCGAGAAGAUUUCGCUUUGCUUGACUGUAGGACUGAAAGGUAAUCGUUCUGUGUUUUUGUUGAAUGUGAAUGUUGUGUGUAGGGUUUAUCACUUUAUCAAAGGAUUGAUCUAUUCCUUUAUGCAAAGGAGACGGCUGAACUAGAGGGAUACUUUCGUUGGCCUUGUGAUUAUUUUAUGUUAUUUCUGGUUUUAUUUGAAUAAUGAAACCUAAGAGAGCAUGUUUAGGUCACAUUUCACCCUAAAAACAAAAAGACAAAAAAGAGAAACUUUAUUUUGCAUAAAGAAAUUAGCAUUUUUGCAUAAUUUCCAUGAUAUUUAAGCAUAUUUUACCACCAAUUCCCAUUACUAUACUGUGUCCAGAUGUUUUAAUUUUAUUUUUACUGUAAUUAUUGACAUUCUCAAUGGAGAUUCUCAUCAGUCAUUCUCUGAAAAUGUUACAUUUUGUUGCUGUAAUUUUUUUAAUUUCCAUAAGUUUUUUUUUUAAUUAUUUUUAAAAAUCUAAAUCAGCAUAAAUUAAAGGCUGUACAGUACACAUGCUGUGUAAAUACUGAAUAUAUAUAUAUAUAUAUAUAUAUAUAUAUAUAUAUAUAUAAACAGUUGCAUUAUAGUAAUAAUAGGAAUUUAUGGGCUUUAUUUCAUGAAAAAUAGUGUCACAAUGUAAGCCGUCUUAAUGGUCCUAAAAGUAGGAUUUGUUUUCUUUAUGUAAAAUAUAAUUUCUUUUGGUAUUUGAGGUGAAAUAUGAUCUGGACGUGUUCUUGACAGGAUUCAUCCAAAUAUAAUAGACCCUUUCCUUUCUGCGGAGAACAUUAUCCUGUUUUUCCAACAUGUUAAAUGAAUGCUACGUAAUGAUAUACAAUGUAAACCUGACCUAUUUAAGUCAACAAAUUUUUUUUUUUUUCUUUAUUACUCACUACAGAUCUUUAUUUGAAAACACCAGUUUUAUUAUACAGCGGGAAUCAUUUUAGAAGAGCUUGGUUUUACUGUUUUCUAUACUUAGUAUUUCAAAUUCCAGAAUCAUUAUUUUUAUGACAGACGUAAAUCGCGCCAGUUACCGUAGUAAAUAAACACAGUCAGAAUAAUGUGGCCAAACUGCCUCCUCUCUUGUAUAUAUAUCGGCGUGUGUGUUUGUUUUGAGAGAGCUGGCUUCUUAUUUGUCCAAAUAGAGAUCUGUUCUUAUUUUUGUCUAAUGCCCAUUUUGUACCAACAGAAAAUUCAUGUAUCCGUAACAUUCUGUGGAAGACUGAUAUCGCUCAGUCAGUCUCUGGCACGUCUGUUGAUAUGCAUGUGUGUGUGUGUGUGUGUGUGUGUGUGUGUGUGUGUACAUGUUUGAUUGACAAUACUUAUAAUUUCAUUGAUGUUUUUAUGUAUAUGUUGGGUCUCCCUUUUUCUUUCAACCUCUUGGGAUAUUUUAAAACUUAACAUGACCGAUGCCAUUUUGACAGAAUAUUAAAACAACGACAACAGUCCAUCCUUUUUGCUGAAAUGUUGUUAUUAUUAUUAUUUCUUUUCCUUUUUUAUGGAAUAGCGAAUAAGACGAAACCAUUCCCUUUUAUAGCUGCUGUAAGGACAGUAAACUGUUUCUCAAUGCACUAGCCUUCAAACUAGUAAUGAAAUCACUUCAUUUUGAUGACGAAUUUAAAACUGUGUUAAGGAAAAUUCGUGUGAAAGUUUAAAUAAAAAGCAAUAUCAUACCGA
Cyprinus carpio (common carp) is the source of this 3542-nucleotide messenger RNA. RefSeq names its product nicotinamide phosphoribosyltransferase. The record is from RefSeq and is a predicted model, not a curated record. Gene Ontology annotation, biological process: NAD+ biosynthetic process. Gene Ontology annotation, molecular function: nicotinamide phosphoribosyltransferase activity. Lineage: Eukaryota; Metazoa; Chordata; Actinopteri; Cypriniformes; Cyprinidae.